This is a messenger RNA of Pelagomonas calceolata, 3027 nucleotides long. Lineage: Eukaryota; Pelagophyceae; Pelagomonadales; Pelagomonadaceae. The record is from the annotation of a GenBank genome assembly.
AUGGCAGACAGCCCGGACCUCCUCACCGUCUUCGACCGCUGGCGCGCCACCAAGCCGCAACACGUCGUCCACACCUGGCUCCGGAGCGACGGGACUGUUAAAGACGAGUACACGCUGCGAGCCUUGUAUGACGCUGCCGGUGCUGUAGCGUCGCAACUGCAAGGCGUCGACGUCGCCAUCCUCUGCUACCCUCCGGGCCUCGAUUUCCUCGUGGCCUUCUACGGGUGCCUGUUUGCUGGAAUGGCGGCGGCGCCGUGCUACCCGCCGGACCCGCGUAAUAGGGAAGCUAGGACCGCGCGCCACUUCGAGAGCAUCGUGAGCGCGUCCGGCGCUUCAAUAGUCCUCACGACAGCUGCCUAUCUGAGAGGACGAACGUUGCUGAGGGAAGACACGCUCGGCGUGCGGUGGCUGGCCACCGAUUCCAUCAAUUCAGCACCGCUACCACCUGUGAGACCACCGCCAGCACUCGCCUUCCUCCAGUACACGUCCGGUUCGACAUCAACACCCAAGGGCGUCAUGAUAGGCCGUACUAACUUAGCGCACAACCUCCGGGUCAUCACAACAGCACUCGCCUCCGACGAAAACACUGUAUGUGUAAGCUGGCUGCCGCAGUACCACGACAUGGGCCUCGUCGGGUCUUUGCUGGGGACCUUGUAUUGUGGCGGAAGAGGCUACCACUCGUCGCCCUUGGACUUUGUCCGGGACCCUACAAGUUGGCUCCGCAACUUAUCAGAUAGAGGAGCAACACAUACGCAAGCGCCUAGCUUCGCCUUCGGCCUCGCCGCGCGCAAGUUCCUGUCGUCUCCCUUACGAAUGCGGGUGGAUUUGUCCUGUUUGCGGCAUGCGACGAACGGCGCGGAACCGAUCCGAGCGGCCGACGUGGACGCUUUUUGUAGUGCUUUCGCCGGUCAUGGCUUGCGCGAGGACGCGGUGGUGGCGACCUACGGCCUCGCCGAGCACACGGUGUUCGUGUGUCGCGCGACGGCGCCGAAACGAAGAGAAUUUGAUGCAUCAGCUCUUGCCAGUGAUCAAAUUGUUCCGGGACAAGGGACUGUGCUCUUCGGGUGCGGUAAAUGCGACGACGUCGAGCUGGCCAUCGUGCGAGAUAAGAAGCGUUGCACGGGCGUGGGCGAGAUCUGGGUCCGAAGUCCGUCGCGGGCCCGAGGCUACUGGCGCGCCGUCGAGAGCAGCGCGGCGACCUUCGGGGGCUUUUUGGAGGGAGAAGGCCCCGUCGCUGUGGAUGCGGACGGCGCCGUGGCGCGGGAAGGUUGGUUGAGAACUGGAGACUUAGGGUUUAUUGAUAAACAAGGCGACCUCUUCGUCUGCGGCCGGUCCAAAGAUCUACUGAUCAUCAGGGGCAAGAACCACUACCCCCAGGACCUCGAGGCGACGUGGGAGCGCGCCGCGCGGGCGACGUUCCGGCCGGGCUGUUCGGCCGUCGUUCCCUUAGGGAAAGACCGCGUCCAGAUUAUCUGCGAAGCUCGCAAAAAUUGUCCGGACCUCGCGGACGCUUGUGCUGUUGCUAGAUCAGCUGUGCAGAGGGCGCACGGUAUAGCAAUCGGUAAGGCGACGGUCGUGUCGCAGCGGGAGCUCAUAAAGACGUCGUCGGGCAAAGUGGCCCGAAGGGCGCGCUCGCGGCGUCCCUUCACGCCAUCGAGGCGACUCGUGUCCAUCAGACGAGGCGUAGUCGAGCGACCGCGACGCUCCGCGCAGGCCUGCCGCGACGCGCUCGAACAGGGCGUUUUUACGGUGCUGUACGCGUCCGAAGUGUCCGAGAAGAACACGUGCGAGAAGGCUUUAUCUACAGAAGAAAGGGCUCGAUUGCGAGCCACGCUCGACGCGGCAUCCGAUGAAGACGUGCUCCGGACGUGUCAGAAUAUCGCCGCCAAGGUCGCCAAGGUCGACCGCGUCGAGGGGUCACUGACACAACUCGGACUGGGCAGCAUGGAGGGUUUACAUCUCUGCACGGAGAUUGAGAACGCGUAUGGUGUGGCCCUGGACCCCGAGCUCCUGACUGAUGAUGAAUUAACUCUGGAGGCUCUGGUCCGUGUCUUGCGAAGGGGCGGCCGGGCGGGCCCUCGAUGUGAAGUGGUCGACGGCGCGCGCUUAGCUUUGUCGCGACGCGACGCGCUCCGACAAACGACGGAUCUGCGGCGCGUCGCGUCCAGGAAACGGGACCGCGUCGACGGUUCCGUGAUCGCGCGCGCUUCCUUGGUGGAUGGUUCCUUACAAGUGCCGAAACGAGCACAGUGUACUUCGCUGAAGGCGGAGGCGCCCCUCUCCCUCUCAUUGCCUUUAGUGUCGGUACUGGUCCUUUUCGUGAAGCCCCUGCUCGCUUUGCUCGUAUGCCUCUUCAUUAGCAUCGGCGUGUAUCUCAAAAGGGAUAUCAUAAAACGAAAACUGAGAGAUGUGUGGUGGAGCCACGUCGCAAAAACACACGAAGAGUCUUGUACGAGAAUCAUCAUCGAGGACCCCGCUAGUUUGAGACAGCAGGAGCCGUGCCUCGUGCUCAUACGCGACUCCAUUGGUAACUCUUGGAGUCAUUUAGCCCUAUGCUCUCUACAUGAGGAUCUUUUCGAUGUGGUCCCGGACGGCGUCGUCGUGCCGGCGCCCCACGGCAUUACGGAGUACCAGACCCUGUUGUUCUUCGGGGCGGCCUUUGCUAGAAGGAGAGGGACACUGGACGCGGUGGCCGCAGAUUUAUUUGCCGGUCGCGCCGCGUCGCUCAUCGUCGAAGCGUCUCAACUAUCAUCGCUGUCGGCCAUCGCUUCGUCGACGGGCUGCCGCGUCGUGUGCGCCUGUACGUUAGCGACGCCGUCUGGUCUGGUCCACGCGCUGGGCGCGCCUUGUCCUGGACGGACGCCGAAGGCUCUGAAGGAGGCCCUCGACGCCGCCGAGGCGCUCGCGCGGCGCGUAAAUUAGUGUUAAGCUUAGGUCUUCUUCUUCUUCGAAUUGUGUGCCGCGGCGGCGCUACGUAGAGCCCCACGGUGCCGCGGCCGCGCGGCCUACGUCGCCUCGUCGCCGGCG